UUUGUCGGAGAAGUGACGUGUGCAUGCGGCUUGUCUGGUGACGUGUCUCUUCAACUCUCUUUCCUCUCGCGGCGGCUGAUGGAGCCACACUGACUCCUCUGUGCACUCAAACUCUUAACAGCUACACAGCAGGAGUCGGUCCGACGACACCAUGGGGAUCAAAUUUUUGGAAGUCAUCAAGCCUUUCUGUGCAGUCCUGCCAGAGAUUCAGAAACCAGAAAGAAAGAUUCAGUUCAGGGAAAAGGUGCUAUGGACCGCCAUCACAUUAUUCAUCUUUCUGGUGUGCUGCCAGAUCCCACUCUUUGGGAUCAUGUCAUCUGAUUCAGCAGAUCCUUUCUACUGGAUGAGAGUCAUCCUGGCCUCCAACAGAGGUACUCUGAUGGAGCUCGGGAUCUCACCAAUUGUCACCUCUGGUCUCAUCAUGCAGCUGCUGGCUGGUGCCAAGAUCAUUGAAGUUGGUGACACUCCCAAAGACAGAGCUCUCUUCAAUGGAGCUCAGAAAUUGUUUGGUAUGAUCAUCACCAUUGGACAGGCCAUUGUGUACGUUAUGACUGGCAUGUAUGGAGAUCCAUCAGAGAUGGGCGCUGGCAUAUGCUUGCUGAUCAUCAUUCAGCUUUUUGUUGCAGGUCUGAUAGUGUUGCUCCUGGAUGAACUUCUCCAGAAGGGCUAUGGUCUAGGAUCCGGUAUUUCUCUCUUCAUUGCGACCAAUAUCUGUGAAACCAUUGUCUGGAAGGCCUUCAGCCCUACCACUGUCAACACUGGCAGAGGUACGGAGUUUGAAGGAGCCAUCAUUGCUCUGUUCCACCUGCUGGCCACCCGUACAGACAAAGUGCGUGCCCUAAGAGAAGCUUUCUACAGACAAAACCUGCCUAACCUCAUGAACCUCAUCGCUACUGUCUUUGUGUUUGCCGUGGUGAUAUACUUCCAGGGCUUCAGAGUAGACCUGCCUAUCAAGUCGGCUCGAUACCGCGGUCAAUACAACACCUACCCCAUCAAGCUGUUCUACACCUCCAACAUCCCCAUCAUCCUGCAGUCUGCCCUGGUGUCCAAUCUGUAUGUGAUUUCCCAGAUGCUGUCGACACGUUUCAGUGGCAACUUCCUGGUCAAUCUUCUAGGAACCUGGUCUGAUACUUCAAGUGGAGGACCAGCUCGGGCCUACCCAGUGGGCGGGCUCUGCUACUACCUUUCUCCUCCCGAGUCAUUUGGUUCUGUUCUAGAUGACCCGGUUCACGCGGUCAUCUACAUAGUCUUCAUGCUUGGUUCCUGUGCCUUCUUCUCAAAGACCUGGAUUGAGGUGUCAGGAUCUUCAGCCAAAGAUGUGGCAAAACAAUUAAAAGAACAGCAGAUGGUAAUGAGAGGACACAGAGAGACCUCCAUGGUGCAUGAACUCAACAGGUAUAUUCCCACAGCUGCAGCAUUUGGGGGGCUCUGUAUAGGAGGGCUGUCUGUCAUGGCAGACUUCUUGGGAGCUAUCGGAUCUGGAACUGGAAUCCUCCUUGCCGUUACCAUCAUCUACCAGUACUUUGAGAUCUUUGUGAAAGAGCAGAGUGAAGUCGGCAGUAUGGGGGCUUUGCUCUUCUAAUUUCAAAUAGGCCAAUCUGACCCACAUGAGAAAGAAUCCACUUAUUUUUAUUUUCGUUUUAUUUUGUUUUGCAACCUCUUCUGUCAGUGUAUUUUGCAACAGGGAUAAGUAAUCUUUUUUUUUUUUUUUUUUU
Cyprinodon tularosa is the source of this 1715-nucleotide messenger RNA. RefSeq names its product protein transport protein Sec61 subunit alpha-like 1. The record is from RefSeq and is a predicted model, not a curated record. Gene Ontology annotation, biological process: post-translational protein targeting to membrane, translocation; SRP-dependent cotranslational protein targeting to membrane, translocation. The transcript is spliced from 12 exons. Gene Ontology annotation, molecular function: ribosome binding; transmembrane protein transporter activity; signal sequence receptor activity. Gene Ontology annotation, cellular component: Sec61 translocon complex; membrane. Lineage: Eukaryota; Metazoa; Chordata; Actinopteri; Cyprinodontiformes; Cyprinodontidae. Bases 152 to 1582 code for a protein of 476 amino acids.